GGAGGGGGGGGGCCGAGGAGCCAAGCAAACCUGUAGCGGCGGAGCCAGCUGGUGGAGAGGUGAGUCCGGGCCGGGGGGCUCCAGCAAUGGGGAUGGAGGGCUCCGUGCAUCCCCUGGGGGCACCCAGUGCUCCGUGUGACACCGACCUGUUGGACCCCCCCGAGGGCAGCGAGAUGCUGCGGGUGCCUCCUCUCCCUGCUUGGUGCUGCGGUUCGGGUGUUGCGGUGGCUUUGGUUUUAUUUUUUCCCCCCUGGCUGUGGGCACGCGAGUUGCCAUGGAGCGGUGUGGCAGCAGUGUGCUGCUUCCGAGCCCCUCUCUUUAAUUUGGAGGCCCUCUCCCCACCGGGAGCGCAGUGAUGCAAUAGGGUACCGCUGCGGUGCCCUGCUCUGUGGAGUUAGGUAAGAGCGGAGAUCCCCGAGCACGGGGAGCAUCCAGCGAUGGAGUUGGUCGGAUCUUAAUGAGUGUCAAAAUCAAUGAACGCGUGUGAUAUGCAGUGGGGGACUUGGCCCUAAAGCACCACCUGACACCGCCGUCGGAGGACUCCCAAAGAGAGUCUGGUCUCCUAGAAUUGGAUUUUGAUGCAUUCAGCCUCGUCGUGUGGCAGAGAUAACUCCCACUGCCAGAUUUAAUAUAUGGUUUGCAGUGACUGCUGCCUGCUGUACCCACCUGAAGGGAUGCGCCGAGGAAGGCUGAGCGCUGUGUGGUGUCCUGAGUGUGAGCUGUGUGCUCACCCACCCCCAGCUCACACCUAUAUCCACCCACUGAGUUGCACUGUUUGCACAUAGCAGCUCCCCCCGGGCACCCUGAGAGCUCCACAAUGCUCCGGUGGCUCCGGUGGUGGUUGGGAUGGAGAUGGGCUCCAGGAGGAGUGGUGGUGGAUGGGGAGCUGAGUGCAGACGGGCUGUGCUGUUUGGAGGAGAGGUGUAGGGCUGCUCGCUGGGUACCACUCCGUUGUCCUCACUGUGUGGGAAAUGGAAUUUCCCCAUUGUUCAGCUGUGCAGUAGCUGCACGAGGCUGUGAUUGGCAAAGCGCUGGAUCGCCCAGGUUGCUCGCAUCACGUAGGCAGCUGCCACUGAAAUGACACACUUGAUUGAAGGCCAAAAGCACCAUAUACGUAACUGCCUGUGAUUAAGCUCCAUAUGAUGCCUCAGAGCGAGUAAAAAACCCCUCCUUCGCCUCGUCUUAUUUGCAACAAGAACACCGUUGCAGGGAUAUCGUUUGGGUCACGCUGUGGGCUUGGGGGCAGUUUGGUUUGGUUUUGGGGUCGGGUUUUCGGGUUGGUUUUUAUUCUGCUUAUGGCUGUGGAAUUUGGUGACCUGAAGCGAUCCGGCAGCCGCGUGGUGCCCGAUGAGAGUGCUCUGCCAUAGGUGUGCUGGUGGCUGGGGAUAUCACCACAACCAGGGAGAAGAUGCCAUUCCACCAUGUAACAGCUGGCUUGUUGUACAAAGGCAACUACCUGAACCGAUCGCUCUCCGCUGGCAGCGACAGCGAGCAACUCGCCAACAUCUCCGUGGAGGAACUGGAUGAAAUCCGCGAAGCUUUCCGGGUGCUGGACAGGGAUGGGAAUGGCUUUAUCUCCAAGCAGGAGCUGGGCAUGGCCAUGCGCUCGUUGGGGUACAUGCCCAGCGAGGUGGAGCUGGCAAUCAUCAUGCAGCGCCUGGACAUGGACGGGGAUGGCCAGGUUGAUUUUGAUGAAUUUAUGACUAUUCUGGGACCUAAGCUGGUAUCAUCGGAAGGCAGAGACGGCUUCCUGGGUAACACAAUAGACAGCAUAUUCUGGCAGUUCGACAUGCAGAGGAUAACGCUAGAAGAGCUGAAGCACAUCCUGUACCAUGCCUUCCGGGACCACCUAACGAUGAAGGACAUUGAGAACAUCAUUAUCAACGAGGAGGAGAGUUUAAAUGAAAACUCUGGCAACUGCCAAACAGAGUUUGAAGUGCAUGCCCAGAAGCAGAACAGACAGACCUGCGUCCGGAAGAGCCUUAUCUGCGCAUUUGCCAUGGCCUUUAUUAUAAGCGUGAUGCUGAUUGCGGCCAACCAGAUCCUGCGGAGCGGCAUGGAGUAGCCUCUCACCAUGACACUGUGACCCAAACUGACCAUGCAUGCGCAUGCCACCGGGUGAGCUUCCCCCGAACCGACUCUCACACGGCAAAGAGACAGAGGCGGGCAGAUAACGCACCAUUCGACAAGGAGCCUGGGGCCAGCAGCGUAACGUGUCUUGUGAAUCAACCACAUCCUUUUGGCAGGGACAUAAAAGGGCUGUCUUAACGCUUUAAAGGUUUUGUUUCCUAAUGCAAUAAAAAUAAAAAAAAUAAACAUACAGAAAGUCCCGAAUUAUUGCUUCAGAGCAACAACGGUAACUUGGAAGACGCUUUCAUCCAGCAGUCUGCUUUGCAGUUGUAAGGAGGCACAGCCUCGUGACUCACUGCAGUGGGGCUGUCUUUUAACCUAGGGGCCGACUGACUAUGCCACAUAGCUCCCCGGCGGGCCCACCUUCCCAGGAAGUUGAUCGUAGCAUUGCCACAAGCAAGUCCUGUUCGUUUUGUUUCACGUACUUUGGCUUCACUUUGUUUUUCCCUUAUGACCAUGCCUUUGAGUUUACGGCAUUAGAGGGGAGCUAGAGCAUCCUUGUACAGUAUUUUCAGAGUAAAGAAGAGGAGAAUUUGCCAGCAUCAUACAGAAUUUCUAUUUUUGCUUCACAAACGUCGCCUUUGACACAAGACUGUGGGGUAGCAGGAGUCUGUUUGCCAUUUUUUCCCACCGAGAAUCAGGGCUUAAGAACCACCACCCACUUUCCCACAUGGGCAUUCCUGAGAUUCGUGCAGUCUUCCAGCCAGCUCUGCAACCACCAGCGCCAGUUGAAACUCCCUCUGUUUGGUCCCAUCUGCAUACUCAACAUUUGCUUUCCAGUAGUUCUGCCCUUCUGCUGUAACAGUCUUCAAUAACCUUAUUGAGACCAAAAUCACCGAGAAAGCUCUGAGCUUUUCUCCCCGCUCCUCGACUGCCCAACGUUUACUUAUUUCAUUGUUGAAAUUGCAGCGAAACCUCUGCAUCCAACACCUUCUCAUGGGAGAGGUUGCAUUUUCACCUGUAUGGUGAGGUGGGAUUUGACCAGCAAGUCGCUCCAUCCCUCAUGGUCCCACCGACACCACCACCGCAUAUCCCAUGGACAGGCUGAAAGAGGGUGAUCAGAAAAUCAGGCUGCUGCAAGAAAAGAAUGAAUCAAACUCGAGCAUACCACCAUAUGUUCCAUAGUGUGUCAGACUUUCAGAUCCCACAAGUGUUAGUUAUUUUUCCUGGAAGAGAUUUUAAUGAGCAGCAAGGAGAGGAUGGAGUGAUGCAGACCAGAGGCACAACGUGUCCCAUGGAGCCAGGAUUACAUCUGAAAGCGUUUCUGCUUGUAAACCCGACCCAAAUCCUUGCAUUUACCUUUGGAUGAGCUGUACACCUGUGUGUCACCCUGGGAGGGAUCUGGUUCCCUUGCCCUGAUGGGUGAUGGCUGCGUUUGAUGCAUGGGGAGCAUUGGCGUGGGGUUGGAGCGGCAGUGGCUUCUUUUGCCAGCUGGAUGAGCUCCAGAAACAUGAUGGAACAGCAAGAUCUCACUCCUGUGAAUGUAGAGAACUGUUUCCUGUGUCAUGAGAAGGGGCAGGAUGGCUCCCAAAGGGACUGUGGACUGUGAGCUUCACUUGUCCUACACGGUGGCCAUUGUCUCAAGCCUGGAUCCAUCCCAAAGACUCAUUUCUGCUCUUUGUUCUUGGUUACAAGCUCAUUUGACCUGUAUUUUUCUAGUAACCUGAUUUGAAAAUGUACUUUCCAUUGUUCUGUCUCCUACCACCCUUUAAAUCUCAUGUAUCUGCUUAGGAUUUUGCCUUUAGGUGUGUGUUGCGAUUUACCACCUUCACAACGCUGCUGUUUUCCUGGUGCCCCCCUCAAUCUCCAAAGAUGACAGCUGUCAUUUCCAAGGCAGCUGAGUCGUUUUUCUGCCUUUCACAAACACACAUUUCUGUAUUUCUGUUCUGCUGUGACUAAUAGAGGUCAGCUACAAAAUACUGUGCAGAAAUUGCUACAUCUCACAGAAGAUGGAGGGAUUUGUGUUUGCUGUAGGGCAGGACCAGACUUCAAACCAACAGCAGAAAAUGAUAGGCAAGCUCUGAGCACAGGAUUCACAUUGAUGGAGAACUCAGGGUUGCUCCCAAAGCUCACUAUGUUGGACAUCAUUGCAGAUAAGGAGGUUGGAGAUCCUUUUGAGGGGGCUGUCACCCAUGUGUUUAGGUCUCAGGGGUGUAUUAAAGGUGGGAACGGAAAAAGUCCAAACGUUACUUGCCACUGAGUGGUACUUACUACCAUUUUAUUUUUAUUUUAUAUAUAUAUAUAUAUAUAUUUGUGGGGUUUUUUUUUUGUUUGUUUUCCCCUGGGACAGUGCUGGAGUGAAUGUGGGAAGCAGAGCAGAUGGAGCUGGAGCCGAGGUGGGCACCAACCCACCAGCCCCACUCAACUCAGCAGCUCCAAAGCAGUGCCUCUUUGCAUAGCACAGAAAGACAAGUAAAACAUGUAGACCAGGCAUUUCUCCACAUUCUUCUCACUCAUCCGACAGCUAACACCAGGCAGACUCCAAUUAUAACAGCUACCUUACAGACAAGAUAAUCUUUUCCAUUCCUUCAGGAUUUCUGGAAGGCUCUGUAAUUUCUACACGCAUGUUUCAUAAAAACUUUUGUAAAUACAGUCAUUGUUCAGCACAGUUCUUCACCUUGAACAUCCAUUUGUAAAACCAAACCUAUAAUUAAUAUAUUGGUAAAAGCCAUAGCCUGGGGUCAGUAGAGUUCAUUGCAAAACUCCCCACUGAUUUUACUGGGUACUGGGAUUCGGGGAUUUUCAGUUUUACUUUUUUUCUGUGGGGAACCCAAUGUAUCCAUUAUGAAUGAGUGCCAUGUCUUUGCAGAGGUCUCCUUUUCCUUCCUAGACCAGCCUUUCUUCAUCUAAAGCAUCCUGAAGCUAUCCCUUCUUUCAUUAGUCAGGCUCAUCAAGUAGCUAGUGGCAAUGUAGGAUGGAUCAGGCCAUACCAUUUCAACCCUUCCUCUCCCAACCAACUUCCAAUGAUGCUUUUCCAUCCUUCUUAGCCAGCAGCACUGGACCUUUGUCUCCUACCUAUCUCCGUGGUUCCAUUUAUGUAACAUCUAUUUAUCUUUUCCUUUCUUUUUCCUUCUUCAGAAGAGGGGGAAAAAAGGACUUUUUACUGCUUUUACAGACAGUAGGUAAAAAUAGAGCGAUAAAAUUUUGAUUGGAACCUGAUGGCAAAGGUUUAGGAGGAAGAAAGUAGAAGAAUAAAGAAAUAAAAAUAAAAAGCCCACAUCCCCUACUUUAAAAAAAAAGAAGAAGAAGAAGAAGAAGAAGAAAGGAAAAAAAACUAUUUAAGUGCUAAUUAACAUACUUUAAAAAAUACCCAGACUGCAGCAGCACUAGGUAGAGCUGUCAGAAAAAGCACUAAACUUAUGCUCUUGCCAGUUACAUGAGAAUUUAAGUGUCUUUUCAGCACUGCAAUUCUGUAUGAAAAGGAUAUUGCUAUGGCAACCCUCGCUGUUCGUGACAUGUGUGCCACAAAGUCGGAGAGACACGCAGCAAUUGCAAAUGUGCUCCCAGCCAAGCCAAGGCUGGACAAAUGACUCCCAACAGCCCGGGACAGCUUUUUGGGUCAAAGAUGAGCAAAUUAUCAACCAAUUCUGAGCACCCCAAAGACAACUCUGUUGGCUUAGCCAUAAAAAAAAUAAAAAAUAAUAAAAGGUGUGUAAUUAAACAGAUUGGCACACAGGGAAUGAUUUGAAGUGGCUGUGAUUGUUCUAGCCUGAGAGAGGCUUUGAUUUGGUUUGGCUUGGGAGCAAAUGAAAAUAAGGCAGUGUAAGCAUUGCUUAACACAAGCUGCCCUGUGCUUGCUGGGCAGGUCCCCCAUGGAGGGACCAAUCCCCAGUGGGUGGGACUUGGCUUAUUGCUUCUGCCCGGCACAGAGCUGCUUUGCUGUUAGCCAUUUGUGGCUUUGAAGGCACAUCCCAGUGUUCAAGCAACACAAGGCAUCUGCUUCUAGAGAAGUUAAUGAGGAAAAAAUAAUUAUUUUUCCUGUUUGGUGGGUAUUCAUAAAUGUGCCAGUGACUGUUUUGGGCACCUCGUGCUGACAGGCUGACAGACUCCUCAGGUCAAGGGCCAUCCAUGAGCAGAAGGAGUGGGAGGUGGGAGGCCUGACUACUCGUAUUGCACCUAGAGCUGAAUGUCUGGGCAUUGUGCACAGAGGUUUCAUACACGAUGUUCAGUGUUUGUUGGGAGCUCACUUUAGAUAUGAUGAACUAGUAGGGCUGGAUGUUGGUAGCUUCACAGCAAAGACUUCCAUCAACUCUGUGAUAGAAUAGUUACAUACAUAUGCACUGUUUUAAGCUGAGACCAAGUAAAUGAGGAGCUUUUUUGGUCCUUCUCCCAUAAGACAUAGAAUAGUGAGGAAGUGUAUCAAGAACAGAUAAAAGGCAUUCUUAAGGGUGCUGCUUGAGAUGGAUAAAGUCUUUCUGACAGAUUUGGAUGAGCAAAGUAACCUACUGGCAAACACUUUAUUCUAUGGAAAGAACACACAUCUUUUUACCUGCUGCAAAAGAUCAAAACAUCUCCUGGGACACUCAGAGGACCGUCCAAAGCCAUCCAAGGUCCAGUGCUGGCUUUGCUUGGGAUGACACAAUGCUUUGUGAGGUGCCCGGUACACAGAAACUUGCAGCUUUUUCCAUGAAAGACUCUCUUAUCCUGCACGUAGCACACACGUGCACAAGCAAAUAGCUCUGCCAGGGGCUGUCAUCACACAAAAGCAAGAGGUUCACAGUCCCGAGUCAGACUUAGAUCUGCAAAGAGAGAAGCAGUAGGAGGAAUAUAUUAAGAUCAGUAAGAAUGAAGUACCCUAUUUUAUCCACCCGUGUAAUAAAUUAUUUAGUUUCUGCUUUAUGGAUGACUAUUUGAAAGAAGAAAAACCAACUCUUCUAAAAUGAGAAUCUGAUAAAGUAUCUUUUAUCUUGGCUCUGAAUCAUGCUUACAUUCCAUAGAUGAAGAUGUACAGAACUUGCUGGUUUUCAAUCUAUUAUUUUACUGCACCGAGUUCUGACAGUGCAAUUACAUUUCCUUGGCAUCACUUAGAACCUAUUACUUUCCCAGGAACUAAGGAAUUUAAUACAGAAAAAGAAAAGGCUCAAAACACUUUUAUCUUUCUGUGUUGUUGGUUGUUAUCAAGAACAAAUCUUGUUUAUCUCUGGUUCACGUAGGAUAUUUUAGGCAGCUCUACAAAAUGUAGAGAUUCAUCAAGAGCAAGAUGGACAGAAAAUCUGACAACAACACUUUAAUUGGAAGAAUACUUUACUCCUAUCUCUCCAGUGGCAAAAGUCUGAAAAACUGUCUCAAUUUGGUAUCUUCUCCAGUAAAGAAUUUCAGCCCCAAAAGAGAGGAGAAGAGAGGAAAUAGGAGAAAAAAGUAAAUCCUUUGAAUCUAACAAUGAACUCUUGACAAUUUGAUCAUGAGAAUACCUUAGGAUUUGUAUUUUCUGCCAAGACAGACCAAAAUAACUUUGUAGCCUUGAAGAGCAUUGUUAAAUGAAACUUCCAUUUUCCAUCCAGUUAUUUUGUACAGCUGCUCAUGGCCAGACUUUGCCAGCAUCACAAAUAAGCAUCUUCAAACUUAACUCAUUGUACAGUGUGUUAGGUGAGCUCCAAACUGCAAAUUUCCAUUAUCAGCUGGUCUUCUGUCUUCACUGGCCAGCAAGUAGACAUUUGGCUGUCCCAUUUGAAGCUGUUGAGCUUGCUCUAGUAGCUACCCCUCUGGUCUUGCCAGCACUUAGGCAUAUCUUGUUUGUCCUGUGAGCAGUCCCACCAAACCCAAACUGUGCUGCCAACGUGCUUGCAGCAUCAGGCCCCUGGGGUUGCCAUUUGACAGCAAUCUUCAAAUAAAGGCACAUUCCACCAGCCCAAGAAUAGCAUUACGUUUCCCACCAUCUCUGUCAGAGGAGCCAAAGUUAUUUCAGCUUCGUGCAGCAGCUCUUGUUCUCAGAUUUUAAUUGGGGUGGUGGGAGGAAAAAAACUGAAGUUCCUCUCGGACUCCAGAGUAAAUGAGAAGUAACUCAUUAGAGUUAAUUGGCUUAAACUGGGAUAAGCCCAGAAUCCAGCCUGUUGCCAUUUAAUCCGUGCUAGGAUCUAAGUAAUCGAUAACUCCUGAUUCAUCUCUAGGAAGUGCUUCAUUAAUGCAUUAGUCUCCUUCUUGUCAUCGUUUCAUCUCUCACUGGUUUCAAGCCAUUUACCACCCAUUGUUGAAAACUGACCAUUUCUGCUUGUUAACAGAAGACAUGGCAUUUUGAUUAUAGUCAACAACUCACAAAGUCAGCAGCAUAAUAGUAAAAAAUAAAAAAUAGAGAUCACUUUGUACAAAACACUGUAAAUAUUAAUAUAAAUUAACUUGGCAUGCAACUUAAAUAAAUCCAAUGUUAUUGCAAGUUACCCAAGUGUAUAAAGACGUGUAAAAAAGGAAAACCGAAUGCCAUAUGUAUCGGCUGUUUCCUCUAACCAAACACUACUGUAAAUACAUAAUCUGUAUAAAAAGAUUUUAAUUUUACCAUUAUUUAUGCAAUAGAAAUAAAGGUUUUUUUCUUUUGA
Messenger RNA from Gallus gallus (chicken), 8660 nucleotides. RefSeq names its product calneuron 1 (gene CALN1). The record is from RefSeq and is a predicted model, not a curated record. NCBI's taxonomy places the organism in Eukaryota, Metazoa, Chordata, Aves, Galliformes, Phasianidae. The coding region runs from base 1409 to 2065 and encodes 218 amino acids. The transcript is spliced from 6 exons. Gene Ontology annotation, molecular function: calcium ion binding.